Echinostoma caproni is the source of this 630-nucleotide messenger RNA. NCBI's taxonomy places the organism in Eukaryota, Metazoa, Platyhelminthes, Trematoda, Plagiorchiida, Echinostomatidae. The record is from the annotation of a GenBank genome assembly.
AUGCGCCUCAUUCUCGGACUGCUGUUAUUGGCAACUGCCUGUGUGGGUGAACUGCACUGGGACUAUAUAACUUUCACGCAACAAUGGGCCGGAACAUUGUGCAACUUUAAACACUGCCUUGCAAAGCCGGUGGACCCAGAUUUUACCAUUCACGGCUUGUGGCCCACUAAAUGGCCCAAGGGGGAACCUGAAGAGUGCCCCAUUGCACCGCCUUUUGACGAAAGUCUCCUGAAACCUAUUCUGAAAAAUCUUCGCCGAUUUUGGCCGGAUCUGUUAUCCACUGCGGAUCCGGAUCAAUUUUGGAAACAUGAAUGGUACAAACACGGUCGGUGCGCAAUCGAAGACACCAUCAUCAAGAAUGAGUUCGGCUAUUUCAAUACGUCCCUAUUGUUGAAAUCGAGAAUACCGCUGAUGGAGAUAUUAAAGAAGGCUGGUAUUGUACCAAAUAACCAGAUCAUAGUUCAAAAAAAAACAGCUCAGUUGUUGGAAAUACGAGUCUGUGUGAAUCCACAAUUACAACUGAUCGAUUGCUACGAUGAUGGCGUUGGAGAUCUUCUGGGUGAUUUCCCUCACGGAACUGCCAAUGCUAUCUCAUGUCCCACGGAAUUUAUAUUACCCGCUUUGAAUUAG